Messenger RNA from Salvelinus sp. IW2-2015, 2490 nucleotides. Lineage: Eukaryota; Metazoa; Chordata; Actinopteri; Salmoniformes; Salmonidae. The record is from RefSeq and is a predicted model, not a curated record.
GCAUUGACCUGCUGAGUGGACGAAAGAUGGGGGAGCAAGGUGGUUGGCUAGAGGCUAACAGAGGAGACUGGGCUGCCAUCUGGGAUUCCCAGACCCAGACUGGUGCACCCAAAGGCUCAGGGGACAUCAUCACUGAGCAGGCCAGGACCAGAGGCGACAUAGUGGAGAUCAAUGGAUGGGACAGCGUCCUCAACUCUGAAGUGGGGAACAACACCUUGAACCACAACCAGAAACAGACAGUCGAACACAAAACAACAACCAAACUCAGUCUCCAUGACAACAGACUGGCUGAGACCAGGGCAAGGUGUAGAUUUGGUCUGCAGGGACGGGGAGGUGUCCGUAUGCAGCGGGAGAGAACAGACACAGACUCUGCUAGCGAUGCUCCGURCUGCUKCUAUAGUUGUGAUUCAGAGAGACUGAUGGCACCUCAGGUUAACCCCCUAACAGGUGCUGCCUUCAGCCCGCCUUCUAUAGGAUCUAUCAACUGGAACAUGGACCCUGCGACAACACAGACUCUCCCUGGCAUUUGUCCUCCUCACAGUCUCCUAAUGUUAAACCAGACCUCAGACAAUGCCAGUGCCMCAACACUAAAUGGCUACACAAGCCCAUUGACAAAUGACAGUAGUAGUAACGCUAUCAGCAGAUCUGGUGGCAAAGAGAAGCGCUUUCCGUGUUCAUUCUGUGGGAAAGCCUUCAGUUUCCCCAAACAGGUGGAGAUCCACCAGAGGAUGCACACAGGGGAGAAACCAUUCAGCUGUCAUCUUUGCCGGGCCAGUUUCUCCCAGUUGUCCAACCUGAAGAGGCACCAGAGGGUCCACACCGGGGAGAAGCCUUACAGCUGRCCCCAGUGUGAGAAGAGGUUCUCCCACCAGCACCAUCUGAAGAUACACCUGAAGGUCCACAUGGGGGAAAGGCCUGUACGCACUGGGGAAAGAGUGUUCUCGGAGAGGAGUUAUCUCAGGAUACACCAGCAGAAAAUGCACACGGACAAUGUAUAGUGUAUAGUGAGUGUUAAGGAAUUAUUAUUUUAUUUAGCGCUUUUCAUACAGUAUCUCACUUUWAAAAAAACAGACAAAAACAAAUAAAGUCUGUCUUCUCCUUCAGGGUCCCGUCUAAUGCCUGCUGACUGGGUUCAUAGAAAGCCUGGACCUGGGUCUAGCCUUCCUCAGCUACCUCAUGGUUACCCCACAAAUACAGACAGGGUCAGGAUUGGUGUUCACAAGAGUUACCUAACCUGUAACACAGCACACAAUCCCAACAACACCCAAACAAUGGCUAGAGGUCAAGGAGGGAGCUCAAAGACUCCUGCUUCUACCUCCUCUGGUGUCAUUGGGUUACAACGCGGGAGGCCGAGCAUGAGAACGGAUGCUGACAAGCCAUACGCCUGCCCCAGGUGUGGGAAGCGCUUCGCUAAGACUAAAUAUAUGAAGCAGCACCAGAGCGUUCACACUAAGGAGGCCUUUCAAGUGCAAGCUAUGUUACAAGAGCUUCUCAUUCCUGAGUAGCCUAAUUAGACAUAGGAGUGUCCACAAUGGGGAGAAAUCGUAGCAGUGUGGCUUGAGAUGUACACAAGGGAUAUCUGGGAACUAUUCUUUAGCUGUUAUAUUAUAGUCAUCAUGUGAAGUGUCUUGGGCUAAGAGGGUAAUUAACCAUAUAACAUUCAUUAAACCUUUGUUAACUUGUCAUUUAAAAUAGGCUUGUGUACCUGUUUUUAGAGAGACUAGGUUAGAAUAAGGACAGUUUCAUUUUUACCUUACUGAGGUGAUGUAGAUAGAAUAGAAAAUAAUAUCAUCACUUUAUUCCAACACACUUUUUUCUAAACUAGUCUGCUCUCUGCUUGAAAGAUACUGAUCAUAGGAGAUUUGAUGUGUAAUGUAAUAAGCAGUACCGCAUUUCAAAGAACAGCAUACGUCACUUUUUCAUUUAACCACACCCUUUGAGCUAUGACGCCAACCAAUAAGAUACUUUCUCUUCAGUGUAACGGAAGUGGGUGUGGCUAGGCGACAUGGUGGAAGCGGAUGUGGAACUGAAAUAGAAUGCUGGUGGAGAAAAGGAUGAGUGGACUUCUGUCCAAAAGAAUGGGAUAAGGAGAAAAACUGUUGUGGAAAAUAUGUCUAGUUCUGAUCAUAUCCCAUUGUGUCUGGUAGGACUGCAGUUUUUGGAAAAACAAUGUAUGCCAGACUUGGUGAAUCCGUUUCCAUUUAGUGUGUUUCUGCUGAUCAGAAAAGGCGUGUCUCACCCGAAUUGAUGAAUAUAAUCUAUCUUGCGUUGAUGUGCCACCUGUCAAAGGAGUCAUUUUUGGAGUCUUGGAAGAAGUCGACAUUGCUCUACUGAAGAAUGAAUCGUGUGGUAAAUGGCAUGAAGGAGAAGAUUUUGUCUGUUCUUGGGUUUUUUAUGUGGAGUGUCUCCCUACCCGAGUGCAGCUGGGAUAUGUGUACUAUUCUGUGAGAGCCUUUAUUUACUUCUUAGUAAACUCAAAUGGAUAAGUUA